AUGACUUAUCAAUUUCGAAAAUAUUCAGCCAUUUCGAUUUUACAGAAACAGUUUAUGUUAUGGUCCCGCACUAUGCCUACUUUUGGAAUGAAUCAAGAUAUCUUUAUUUCUCAAUCUCGAAAAGCACCUCUCACAACAUUAUCUAACAUCCAUAAAACUUCAUCAUUUACAGAAUUCCUUCCUCCUGAUCCUCUUAUUCCAUCUCCAGAUGUAUCAAAAAUUGCACCUGAAUUUCUACUGCGACAAGCUCGUGUACUUGAUGAUGGCUUUUAUUCAUAUAUCCGUCCGGAAAAACGUGAAGAGUACAAGUUUAUCCUUCAUUCCCCUUCUGCCCUUCAAGAUUUAGGUCUUCUCCCCAACGAAGCAUCCACAGAGUUUUUUCAAGAUAUUAUUUCUGGAAAGAAACAUUUAGAUAAACCAUAUCCUUACGCUCAAGCUUACGCUGGGUUCCAAUUUGGUACUUGGGCUGGUCAACUAGGCGAUGGUCGUGUUAUUAAUCUUUUUGAAGCUACAAAUCCUCAAACAGAAAAGCGGUAUGAAAUUCAAAUUAAAGGAGGAGGUUUAACUCCCUUUUCACGGUUUGCAGAUGGUAAAGCGGUUCUCCGUUCGUCAAUUCGAGAAUUUUUAGGUUCUGAAGCUGCAAACGCAUUAGGCAUUCCAACUUCACGAGCACUUGCAAUAACUGCACUUCCAAAAACAAUUGCACGCAGAGAGAAGUUUGAAUCCUGUGCUAUUGUGACUCGUAUGGCUGAAUCUUGGGUACGCCUUGGAACUUUUGAUUUAGCACGCAGGCAAAACCGUGGCAAAAAUUUACGUUUACUUGCCGACUUUGUAAUAGAUAAAGUUUUUGGUGGUCAAGAUAAGCUUGUAAAUCCUCAAGAAGCAGUAAUUAUUUCAGGUGAUGAAAAUGAAGCUACAAGAAAUUCCAAAUACGUUCGUCUCUACAGAGAAAUAGUUCGACGAAAUGCAUUUAUGCUAGCUCGUUGUCAAACUUAUGGCUUACUGAAUGGUGUUUUAAACACAGAUAAUACAUCAGUACUUGGGCUUUCGAUAGACUAUGGUCCUUUUGCCUUUAUGGAUACAUUUGACCCGUCAUAUACACCGAACCAUGAUGAUGGCCACCUUCGCUAUUCUUAUCGUAAUAUUUAUGAUUCUAUGUGGUGGAAUUUAGUUAAAUUAGGAGAAGAUCUUGGUCUUUUACUGGGGGCAGGAACACAUUUAGAUGAUCCCAAUUUUCAAGACAAAGAGGGCUAUCUUAAUGAAGAAUAUGCUCAGAGUGUUCAAGAACAAGCGGUAUCUGUGAUUUCUGCUGCGGAGAAGGAAUAUAAGGAUGUCUAUCAAGAUACAAUUAAUAAGGGGUUUCAAAAGAGGUUGGGUCUUUUAACAUUAAAGCUGACUGAUGAAAGUGAAAUAUUUAACCCCCUAUUAGAAAUUAUGGCUGAAGGAGGAUUGGACUUUAAUCAAACAUUUCGGAGUUUGGGAGAUAUUUCGCUUUUUUCGGAAGAGGAUUUAAACGAAUCUGAUAUUCUUGAUGAAUUGAAAGAAUUUUAUCCAUCAAAGAAAGGAGCUUUUGUUCUCAUUAGUGUUGAAGACAGUAGCAAAAAGCUUUUGGAAUGGCUUCAUACUUAUCGCCGCCGUUUGAAAGAAGAAGGGAACACCGAUGAUUCCUUGAGAAAAAAACAUAUGGAUUUGGUCAAUCCCAAAUUUAUUCUUAGAAAUUGGAUUUUGCAAGAGGUGAUUGAUCGUAUGGAAAAAAAUACUGAUGACAAAAUCCUUAGCGAUGUAUUGCAUAUGGCAUUAAACCCUUUUCAAGAAUCAUGGGGCCGCAAUCCUGUGGAUGAAAUGAGAUUUACAGGCGAAGUUCCUUCUUCAUUAAGAGACGGAGUAUGCACAUGCUCUUCCUAG
Magnusiomyces paraingens is the source of this 1905-nucleotide messenger RNA. RefSeq lists its product as uncharacterized. The transcript has a single exon. Lineage: Eukaryota; Fungi; Ascomycota; Dipodascomycetes; Dipodascales; Dipodascaceae. The record is from RefSeq and is a predicted model, not a curated record. Bases 1 to 1905 code for a protein of 634 amino acids.